UACCAGUGCUAACUCCAAGCCGCCGGCAGGCCUUCCUCUCUCCACUAGAGACUAGCUACUAGUAGUACAUAUAUCUUGUGUCCAUAGGCAGCGUAUCUCCACACCAACCGUCACACCACACCACUGGCACACAUAGACGACCAUCCAGCAGCGGAGAGCUAGAGCCCCAAACCAAAGGAGAGAGAUGGAGAGGAUGGUGAUGAGGCUCAUGAGGAAUAAGUCUCUUCUCGCCGGAGCCUCUAGCCGCGGCGGCGGAGGACUAGCCUCCUCCUCCAUUGUCGACUCUUCCCCCUUCUCCACCCUGCAGCAGCAGCAGCAGGAAGACCCCGGUGUGCUCAACAUCAGGGACACCGCCGCCCACCUCAUCGGGCGGACGCCGCUGGUGUACCUGAACAAGGUGACGGAGGGGUGCGGCGCCCGGGUCGCCGCCAAGCUCGAGUUCCUCCAGCCCUCCUUCAGCGUCAAGGACAGGCCGGCAAUCUCCAUGAUUGAAGAUGCGGAGAAGAAGGGAUUGAUCACCCCGGGCAAGACGACGCUGAUCGAGCCUACGUCCGGCAACAUGGGCAUCGGCCUGGCGUUCAUGGCGGCGCUCAAAGGGUACGAGCUCGUGCUGACGAUGCCGUCCUACACCAGCCUCGAGCGGAGGGUGGUCAUGAAGGCCUUCGGCGCGCAGCUCGUGCUCACCGACCCGACCAAAGGGAUGGGGGGCACCGUGAGGAAGGCCACCCAGCUCUAUGACAACCAUCCUAGCGCAUUCAUGCUCCAGCAGUUCGAGAACCCUGCCAACGUCCAGGUGCACUACGAGACCACCGGUCCAGAGAUAUGGGAGGACACGCUUGGGCAGGUCGACAUCUUCGUCAUGGGCAUCGGGAGCGGCGGUACUGUCACCGGCGUCGGCAAGUACCUCAAGGAGAAGAACCCCAAUGCCAAGAUCUAUGGAGUUGAACCUGCCGAAGCAAAUGUUCUCAAUGGUGGCAAGCCAGGGCCUCACCUCAUCACUGGAAAUGGAGUGGGAUUCAAGCCAGACAUUUUGGACAUGGAUAUAAUGGAGAAGGUUCUUGAGGUGAAAGGUGAGGAUGCUGUCAAGAUGGCACAACAAUUGGCGCUGCAAGAGGGUCUGCUGGUGGGGAUAUCAUCAGGAGCCAACACGGUGGCAGCGAUUGAACUUGCAAAGAGGCCUGAAAACAAAGGAAAGCUCAUCGUGACUGUUCAUCCAAGCGCGGGAGAGCGAUACUUAUCGUCGGCGCUGUUCGAGGGUCUGAGGAAGGAGGCGGAGGCGAUGCAGCCAGUGCCAGUGGACUAACUUGGAGCCAUAUAAUGCAUACGGAAUAAAUUCACUGCAUUACCAUGUUGCAAGUGCUAGUUGUAUGUGCCUCGUUCGCAAUUCCUCGGUUUGUUCCUUCAUGUGGACAUUGUGUAAACAACAGUUGAAAUGGUUGAAAAAGGGACUUUUACCUCUCUGGAGAGUGGAGAUGUAUGAUGUACAUAUAUGUUUGAGUUGUGGGGAUCAUUCAUGGGUCAAGUGAUACUAUGUGCACCAGUUUCUGCCAAAGUGAAA
Molecule: messenger RNA, 1558 nt
Organism: Hordeum vulgare subsp. vulgare (domesticated barley)
Lineage: Eukaryota; Viridiplantae; Streptophyta; Magnoliopsida; Poales; Poaceae
Product: bifunctional L-3-cyanoalanine synthase/cysteine synthase 2, mitochondrial
Exons: 8
Coding region: 185-1303 (372 amino acids)
Cellular component (GO): cytoplasm
Molecular function (GO): cysteine synthase activity
Source: RefSeq, a predicted model, not a curated record